Aspergillus welwitschiae is the source of this 1432-nucleotide messenger RNA. RefSeq lists its product as uncharacterized. The transcript has 3 exons. The record is from RefSeq and is a predicted model, not a curated record. Lineage: Eukaryota; Fungi; Ascomycota; Eurotiomycetes; Eurotiales; Aspergillaceae. The coding region runs from base 129 to 935 and encodes 268 amino acids.
CCUGGGAGACAAAGGAACAUCAUAAGAGAGCACAAAAUCCCCCUUUUCAUGUCUCAUAAACCACCCAUUUAUGUGUUAAUCCAAGUUCUCGGUUGUACUCAACUUAUAAAGCCCAGCUAUCCAUCGCCAUGCCACCCAUGCUGGAAGCUCCAGCCCGCCGCCAAAUGAGGGCCGCACUGAAGGACUUGGCGCUGAAGAUCAAGAGCCUUCGAGUUGAUGAACUAGACCUACAGCUAUUGGAAAAACUCAAUAUUCGAGUCAAUCUUAUGUCGCUAGAUGAGGCGUCACCACACAAACCAUCGUAUUUCGCCCCUUUGAAAGACCACGCAAUUCCAGAUCCCAAGGAUGAUGACCUUGUUGGACCAUAUAAUGGUCUAAAUGAAGAAACGGAGCCAGCUUUCACCAGUCCUAUCGAUCGUGCAUAUGCGGUAGAUAUUCACUUCUCUUCUUACAUUACCUAUUACUCUAUGAAGGCCGACCGUGAAGGAUAUAGGACUACCUGGUUCUCGAAAUGUGUUGGCGAUUCACCAUUUGAAAAAUCUAGUCUGUACAAGUAUGAACAGCCUGAGUUCGGGUGCUAUCGUAUCGCCGAGUUGAACGGCCCUACACGUCCACAUGUCAAGGCAGUCAUGUACAAUAAUCUAGUCGCCACAGAUUCCACAAUCCUCUUCGGCGAGUUGAUGCCAAUCCUUCGAAUUAUGCUGACACAGCUUCGGAGGCGGAAGUUCAUUCAUGAAAUGGUUUCACCGGUCUUGAUAUUCUCGCUCAUGGGGCUACAAGCCCGAGUGAUUGAAGCAUUUUUCCACGGUGGGAAUCUGGUGCUGCGCCCGACUAAGAUGUAUGACUUCAGCCACGGAAACUCCGAUGCCUUUAAAUCACUGGCCCAGUGGUAUAUCUUGGGAGAACCUAUUGGGGAUACUACCCAGGCUUCCUGAUACAUUGCGGGUUUCGCAUCUGUUUGACAUCACGUGUUUGUCAGAUGCAUGCUUAUGGUUGUCAAUCAUGUUGUUCUCUAGUUCUCCUUCAUCGUUCAAGCAGGGAGUCAUGGUCUCUGGGAUGUGUCACGUGGGGGAGUUGCAAGGCGUAUGUUUGCUUACGAAUUAUAUGACUAAUUUGGGAUGGGUCUGUUUCUUUCUUGUGAUGUUUCUCAGCAGCCCGUCUUGCAUUAAUAUUUUGGAGUGUACUACGACCCUAUCUACGAUUAGAGAAGCUUAUGAACCGAACUUCUUUCCAUAGUGGGACAGGUGUCCGGCUCUGACUUCGCGUAUAGCCGGAUGCUGGCAUAGUGCACAAAAUAUACACCACGAGUAUGAUAGAGCUAGGUCACCACCCAGACAGGAAAAUAGUCGGAGAACAGGCCGUGAUGUUACAGAUCCUUUGAUUAUUAGAGCUGACAUUGCUGCAAUUUCCUACACCCUUCGAUGCCCGAGAC